AUGCAGUUUCUUUUGGAGACGGCGCUGACGCUGCUGACCGUGAUAGACUGCGCAGUGGCCGUAUGUAGCACAUUUCCGACUCAAGUUAAUGUUUCCAUGUGCAGCUGGCAAGGCCUGCGUGCCAAUAUCCUGCGCGAUAAAAUCUACCUCGAUGGCGGGGAGCUAUGGUAUCAGAAAGGAUAUGACGACGGUUGCGUCGAUCCCCAGGCGGACAAUAACUUGGAAGCCACCAUCUACUACCUGAACCUCACCACUUCUUUCAACACCAAGUCAGAUUUUAUGAAUAUCCUCACCAACACGUCCGUCGCCGGCGGUGCUGCUAGCAUAGCUCCAAAUUACGUUGACGGCACGAUGUUUGCCAAUGACAACGAGCUAUAUCUCUAUGGAGGCAUGCUUCGCAAUACCGAGAGCUCUGAUCCUCCGCCUGCUAAUCAAGUCUUGUCGUAUGCCGCGCACCAGUAUGGCGCCUAUAGAAGCUCGUGGGAGCCAAACUGGAAACAGGAAUAUCUCCCCACCAAUGUCACACGAUAUAUCACGAAUGGCGCUGCCGCGUCGGCUCCAAGCGAGAACCUAGGCUUUUACUUCAGUGGAAUGCGUGCGCCGGACUGGGGCGACUUCACUUUAAACCAGCUUCAAUCCAACCAAACGGCCGACACGCUAAUCACCCUGGACAUGUCAGUUAUAAGCGCCGGGAAGUGGACAAAUAGCACACUUCCUAGCUAUGUUCCUGCUCGUUCAAACGCGGAACUGGUCUGGAUACCUGUAUCCGAGUCUGGGGUUUUGGUGGCCAUUGGCGGAGUGAUUGAACCCAUCCAGUUUUUCCGAAAUGGCAAAGCAAACUCAUCACGAACCGCCGAGAGCAAAAGGAUUAGCCCGACUUUCAUGGAGACUGUCUCCGUCUUCGAUGUCGAGAGUAAAACUUGGUAUCUCCAGAACACGACGGGUGAUAUACCGCCACAGCUGACGGAGUUCUGCUCCGUGCUUGCGAGUGCGGCCGAUGGGUCAUCUCAUAAUAUCUACAUCUAUGGAGGGUACGAUGGUCUCAAAUAUAACGCCAAUCCAUCAGACGAUGUGUACAUAUUGUCUCUUCCUUCCUUCAGGUGGGUCAAGGCACACAACGGUACGAACACACACAGUCGUAGCGGUCACCAAUGCAUCAAAGUAUAUCCCGAUCAAAUGCUGGCAGUCGGCGGACAGCAUGUCGACUCAACUCAUUGCCUGGAGAAUGGUGUCAUUGUCAACUUCAAUCUCAACACCCUGAGGUUUGAGGAUGGAUAUAAUCCCACAAAUUGGAGUAAAUAUAAAGUGCCAGAUCUCGUGACAAAAUGGAUAGGCGGCAACUCCGAUGGAGGUGCAACCACCAUCGCCCCAUCAUCAUGGACCAACAGCUCUCUAGGGGGAAUAUUCGGCAAGAAGUAUGGCAGGACCGUCGAGACGUAUUGGCCAUACAAUAGCACCAGCAGCGGUGACAGCACCAGUGCCUCCGCGGAUCACAGCGGGGGCAGCGGAUUCCCCAGCUGGGCUGGCGGAGUAAUUGGCGCGGUCUUGGGUCUGCUCAUUAUUGCGUUCCUUGCCGGUCUCUUCUUCUAUCGCCGCCGUCACCGUCAACGGGAGUCCGCGGAAGCUGAAGCCGAACCCAAGAACCGUCCUCCAGAAUGGAUGUAUGCGAGCGGCCCAGCCUCCCCUGGGCCUGGGCCAGUAUCUUCAUCGACGGGUAUGGAAACGGCGGAGACGGUGCGGACAACGCAGACCACGGCAACGCAGCCGUCGACAGCACCAGCUUCAACUGUGCCAGAUUCCCUCGUCUCGCCUGCGACCCCUGGCACGGUGGAAUCGGGAGGAGAUGCGGUAUACGAGAUGCAUGAUUCAUCACCCGUUGAACUUCCCACGUCAUUCAAUACCGCCUACUUCGCCCACGACGCGCCCCUCAAACCCGAACCUGAACGUGGGCCCAACCCCCAUCCGAGACGAGGCUCCCAGUCUCCUGUCUCACCACAGACUCCCAGUGAGACGGGUUCGGAGUACUCCUAUCCAACAGGCCAUAACCGGCGCCCGUCUUCGCUGUCGUUGGCGUCGCCAUUGUCGAUUGAUAACGUGAUGAGCGGUCGGUCGUCUCAUUUUUAUGAAUCGUUUGAUAGUUUCGAUACCCAGCGAGCAGGUCAUCGAUCUGAGGUUUCCCAAAUGACUGAUCAUUUAGAAGAGAGGGGGCGGAAAGGAGGUAGUGAGACGAUUCGGGAGGAUGAAUAG
This is a messenger RNA of Penicillium samsonianum, 2247 nucleotides long. RefSeq lists its product as uncharacterized. The coding region runs from base 1 to 2247 and encodes 748 amino acids. Gene Ontology annotation, molecular function: protein binding. The transcript is spliced from 7 exons. The record is from RefSeq and is a predicted model, not a curated record. Lineage: Eukaryota; Fungi; Ascomycota; Eurotiomycetes; Eurotiales; Aspergillaceae.